AUGCUGCAGCCCAACAAUACGCCCUUCCAUCCUCCUUCCUUCCUUCUGACCGGGAUUCCAGGGCUGGAGGACGUGCAUGUCUGGCUCGGCUUCCCCUUCCUCGCAGUGUAUCUGGUCGCCCUCCUGGGGAACGCCACCAUCCUGGUUGUGAUCCAGACUGAACGCAGCCUGCACCAGCCCAUGUUCUACUUCCUGGCCAUGCUGGCCUGCACCGACCUUGGCCUGUCCACAGCCACCAUCCCCAAGAUGCUGGGGAUCUUCUGGUUCCACCUCAGGGAGAUCGUGUUUGGUGCUUGCAUCGCACAGAUGUACACGAUCCACAUAUGCACCGGGCUGGAGUCGGUGGUGCUGACGGCCAUGGCCAUCGACCGAUACGUUGCCAUCUGCAACCCCCUGAGGUACAGCCUGCUCCUCACCAACAAGGUGAUGGCCAUCCUGGGCGGCGUCAUCCUGGGGAGGACGUUGGUGUUUGUGACUCCCUUCAUAUUUCUCAUCCUGAGGUUGCCUUUCUGCCAAGUUCGCAUUAUCCCGCACACCUACUGUGAACACAUGGGUUUGGCAAAGCUGGCUUGUGCCAAUAUUAGGGUCAAUGUUAUCUACGGCUUGAUUGCCUUCUCGGUGGGAUAUAUUGACCUCUCUGUGAUUGGCUUUUCCUACGUCCAGAUCCUCAGGGCCGUCUUCCAGCUCCCAUCCUGGGAGGCCAGGCUCAAGGCACUCAGCACGUGUGGCUCCCACGUCUGUGUCAUGUUGGCCUUCUACCUGCCGGCACUUUUCUCCUUCAUGACCCAUCGGUUUGGCCACAACAUCCCUCAUUCCAUCCACAUCCUUCUGGCCAACCUAUACGUGGUUGUUCCCCCUGCCCUCAACCCUGUUAUCUACGGGGUCAGGACAAAGCAGAUAAGAGAGCGAGUGCUUAGGAUGCUUAACCCUAAAAGCUACUGA
Messenger RNA from Sus scrofa (pig), 942 nucleotides. Lineage: Eukaryota; Metazoa; Chordata; Mammalia; Artiodactyla; Suidae. The record is from RefSeq and is a predicted model, not a curated record.